Molecule: messenger RNA, 2551 nt
Organism: Amblyraja radiata (thorny skate)
Lineage: Eukaryota; Metazoa; Chordata; Chondrichthyes; Rajiformes; Rajidae
Gene: gsdmeb
Product: gasdermin Eb
Exons: 11
Coding region: 244-1782 (512 amino acids)
Biological process (GO): programmed cell death
Cellular component (GO): cytoplasm
Source: RefSeq, a predicted model, not a curated record
CUUCCUCUGCUCCUCCUCCCCACCCCCCAACAACAAGACGCUGUUGUUCUCCGUUGAAUUAACUGAUUUAGCAUCUGCUUGGUUGACUGUCAGGGGCGGUAGCGAGUUGUCUAUCCCACCCCCGCCCGAUCGCCCCAUCACUAGAGGACAUAAGCGGCAGCCGGCCGCCGGUUCUGGCGCUCACUGCCCCGCUCUGUCCGUCGGUGUCGCCCGCCGCCUGAGGUUUACGAUUAAUACUUCAAAAUGUUUGCAAAGGCAACCAGCAGCUUUGUAAAGCAGAUUGACAGCAACGGUGACUUGAUUCCAGUCAGCAGCCUGAAUGAUUCUGAUAAGCUGCAACUUUUGAGCUUGGUCACCAAGAAGAAGAAGGGAUGGUUCUGGCAGAAGCCAAAAUAUCGCCCUUCUUCAUUUACCCUCCAAGAGAUAUUGACUGGUGAUGCACUCAUCAAACCUGCUGUCUCUGACUCCGUCUUUCUCAAGUAUGAAGGAAAAUUUGAAGACAAGGAUGAGGCAAGUGCAGAAACUCAGUUUGCCCAUUUAAGCUUCAGCCUGGAAGGUCAAGAUACGGUUGAACUAGAAUCUUCAUUUGGAAACCUGAAGAAACAGGAAUUUGAUUUGCAGCAGCUUUUGAAAGUAACUGAGAAAAGGACUAUACAUUUGAAUCACCCCUUUGUCCAACAAGUUUGUGAGAAAAGAAAUGAAAUUCUCUGUCUAGUAAAUGAAAAGGUUAUCACAUCCCAAAAAUGUUCUAUUUCCGAACACACCCAGAUUGAAGAAAAGUGUGGUGGCACAAUGGGACUCAAAACAAAAAUAUUAAAGGUUUCAGUUGACGACAAUGGUUCUAUAACUAAGGACGCUGAUGUUGUGUUGGAGAUCCCACCUAGCACUGUUAUUGCGUACAGCGUUACAGAGCUUUUGAUAAACCAGAACGGGCACUUUGAGCUCUGCCUGCUUUCAGAGAAAUGUGGAGGUUUUGAUAAAGCCCUUCUAGGGAAAAAUAAAGGAGGUUGUGCCAGUACUGUAUGUUCUCCUUUAAGCUGUGUUGAUGGAGCCCAUAAAUGCCAGCUGUCUGCACUUGAGAUGGAUGUCCCAAGUGAAACUUCACUCAUAAUUUUAAAACCAGCAAUUGAAGAGGCGAAUCAACAGUUUCAGCCAUUCCAUGAACUUGCAGAGGAAAAGUGUCUGCAACUCUUCAGACUUUACUGUGAAUUCUUGUAUCACGAAGAAGUGAUUUCUUUUCUUGAAAAUGCUCUUGAUGAGCUUUCUUCAACAGAACAGCCAAAUCUGCUUGGACUACAGGAACUGGAUUCAACGCAAGCACAGAGGGUCAAGGAACUGCUGCAGAUAUUAGGCUACAGCUGCCCAAAUGAGCAGGGCUCUUUGAAAAAAGAUAUCACAACACCAGAGAUAUUAACAGCAGCAUUCUACCUUGUCAGUGCUCUAGCUGGAAUGUCUGAAGAAAGUCUUGCAGUCUUGGGUAUUUGCUGUGAAACUCAAAUUCUUCCAACUUUGCAUUAUUUGAUUAAUAAUGUCCCUGAUGAUGGAAUUGUUCCUGUUGAUAAUCCAAACAUGCUGCCCCUGCAAGAAGAGGACAACUUCUACAUAGCUCACCGGCUAUUUGCAUUAUCAAAUAUUUGCCUUGAAGUCCGAGAAACAGCAAUCAAAGUUAUAACCGAUGAUCAACCUGGUAUGGCUCCUGUGCUUCUCUGCAUAGUUCUGCAAGGAUUUGCCAUCCUGAGUGGAAUCAAAAGGAAUACGAGUGAUCCAAAGACGCAGACUUGAAAAACAUUUAAAAGGAGCUUCACCACAUUUAAUAAUUUAGGGACAUUCAAUAUAGUUGAAGCAUUUUUUGGAUAACUUGGAUAUGAUUAAUAUUUAAGGGGUAGAUGAAAGGAUUACAGUACAAUUAUAAUUGAGAUGCACAUUAUAUACUGUUCAUAAUAUUUUCAUCCUUCAGGAAAUUGUAGAAGAGUAAUGUUGAGUUUGAUGUGAAAAGAUUAGGAAUUGUGGAUGAGUGUUGUAGAAUUGUCAGCAAGGAGUGAUCAAAAUGUCCCUAUUAGCAAAAAUGGCAAUGCCAUUGCUAAUUCUAUAUAAGAAAUAUAAUCAGGAAAAGCAUCUUGAAUGGAAAACUAUGUUGAUUUAUGACAAGAAAUUAGUUUAGAAUUGUGUGGCAUGAAAUUCCAUGUGCUUUGCUCCACGUUCAAAAAUUCAGAGCAUUGGCUUUCUCACAGAUUUCUGAGAAAUCUAAGCUUGGACCAAUAUAAUCUUUAGUUGAAAAUAUUAAAGGUUAGUCAUCUGAAUAUUCCAUGUUAAGAUUCAGCUAAAACGAAACUCAAUUCUAUUUUUAGACUUAAUUUUAUUAAAAUAAAGUGUAUUUACUAAUGUGGAUUUCUAUGAAAUAUUUAGUAGAAUUUACAAGUAAAGAUUCAUUUGCUAUUAUGAAUAAUGCCUGUUAUACUCUAAAAUCUGUUAAUUUUAUUAAAGCACUAACUUUGACAUCUCAAAUAUUAAUUUGUUAACUAUGACAAUAAAAGCUAUAAUUUUGAACGAU